Molecule: messenger RNA, 600 nt
Organism: Nicotiana attenuata
Lineage: Eukaryota; Viridiplantae; Streptophyta; Magnoliopsida; Solanales; Solanaceae
Exons: 2
Coding region: 1-600 (199 amino acids)
Source: RefSeq, a predicted model, not a curated record
AUGGCCUGGGAGGCCAUGGAUUCCGGUGGGCUUAAUGUAGAAGACGGUGAGAGGGUGCUAGGGGAAAAAUUGGGUAUCAACAGCGACGACGCCUCAAUUAGCAGUGUGAAGUUCACCACCACCCACAAGCUCAAGCGGUUGAUCACUCACGAACAGUACGACGAACUCGAAGAAAGUAUCAUCUUCGACAAGUCUGAUACCAACGGUUUGGUUUUUCCUCACUAUGAUGCUCUUGUUAUCACUUUACGCAUAUUAGAUACAGAUGUAAGACAAAUUGUGGUGGACGACGGGAGCGGCGCGUGCAUUAUUCAACCUCGAGUACUUGCACAUAUGAGACUCGAGGAUAAGAUAGUACCACGCUGCAUCACACUAACCGAUUUUAACAAUGCAGUUGAGAGAACCUCUGGAGAAAUCACGCAUCCCGUCAUGGCUGGCGGCGUCACCCUAGAAACCACAUUCCAUACCAUGGACCAGGACACGGCAUACAAUGCCAUAAUAGGUCGGCCUUGGAUACACGCCAUUAAGGCUAUUCCCUCCGACUUGCACCAAAGCAUCCAAUUUCCCACCCCAUGGGGAAUACACAAUAUUCGAGGAGAAUAA